Molecule: messenger RNA, 2232 nt
Organism: Sceloporus undulatus (fence lizard)
Lineage: Eukaryota; Metazoa; Chordata; Lepidosauria; Squamata; Phrynosomatidae
Gene: TRMT13
Product: tRNA methyltransferase 13 homolog
Exons: 11
Coding region: 324-1754 (476 amino acids)
Biological process (GO): tRNA methylation
Source: RefSeq, a predicted model, not a curated record
AUCUAUGAAGCUGGAGAACAGAGUUCGAGUCCCAGCAAGGCCACUGGGAUUCUGGGGAUUUGCAGAAAGGAGCUUGAGGCUGGAGUGAGGCCUCCCCCAACCUCCGCAUGGCCUGGGGAUGAUGGGAACGGGACUUCUUCGCUUUGGACUACACUUCCCAUCAGGCCCCUGGCAUCCCCUGCACUAGUUCCAAGGGAAAGGAGGCCCUCAGGGAAGGCCCAGGGAGGCUUGGGUCUGGCGCCCAGCUCUUUAGGGGAGGAGAAAGGAGGAAGGCCGAAGGAAGAGGAGGAAGGAGGGAUUGGAGGAGGAGGAGAGGAGACAAAAUGGCGGCGCCCUCAGAGCCCUCUUCUUCCCCUCAGCCUCAUCCCGGGCGACGCUGCGCCUUCUUCGUGGAGAGGAAGAGGCGCUUCUGCAAGAUGGUCCCUGCCCAAGGAAGGCGCUUCUGUGGAGAACAUGGCGCCCAAGAGGAAGAAAAAGGCAGAAAAAGAAUUCCCUGCCCUUUGGAUCCAAAGCACACUGUAUAUGAAGAUCAGCUGCAAAAACAUUUGAAGAAGUGUAAUUCAAGAGAGAAACCAAAGCCUGUCUACUUUGCCCAAGAUAUUAAUGCAGGACUGAAAGAUUCAACAGAAUUAUCUGAAGAACAGCAAGUGCCACUUUCUACACUGUCUAAAGAAGACUUAGAAGACCUAAUUAGGAAGCUAAGAAGAGCAAGUACUAGUAUAAAUUAUGUACUUAAGGACCAAAUCCUUUGUCAUCAGGCUUUACAAGAGGCUCUGAGUGACCCCAAAAAUGGAGAUGCAGCUACUAAACAUUUGAAGCAACAGGCUUCUAUAUUAGGUAACAUGGAAAGACUGCAUUUACUUCGACCGGGGAACUGUUUUGUCGAAUUUGGAGCCGGACGAGGAAAGCUGUCCCACUGGGUGGAUAUAGCUAUCCAAGAUGCUCAAGAUGUUCAUUUUCUUUUGGUUGAAAGGGCAACUACAAGGUUCAAGGUAGAUGGGAAGCACACAAAAAGUAGUUUUGAAAGGCUUCAAGUUGAUAUACAACACUUGAACUUAAGUACAGUACCUGUUCUUGCAAAAGAGAAGCUACCUGUUAUAGGAAUUGGAAAGCAUGUAUGUGGUGCUGCAACAGAUCUUGCUUUGAGAUGUUUAGCUGAAACCUAUGCAAAACACUGUGACGAGAGAAAGGAAGAUCCUGCUCCAAAACGCUUGAAGACUGAUGAAACCAACAAAACAACUUAUAAUUCAGAUGAAACUUGUAUCAAAUCUGUCUGUGGGAAUGGGAGUCCUGUGGCUGGAAUUGUUAUUGCGCUCUGUUGCCAUCACAGGUGUGACUGGAAGCAUUAUGUAGGCCAAGAAUUCUUUACAACAUUAGGACUUGGGGCAAUGGAAUUUAAUUAUUUUAAAAGAAUGACAAGCUGGGCUACUUGUGGCAUGAGAGAGACUGCAAGAAAAGCCUCUGUGACUGAUACAAAGAAUGAAGAGCAAAGCAUUGAGACGGAAGAACAUGAGAAAGAUGGCAAUAGUGUUGAUUGCAGUUGGGAUAGCCUUCAAGGGCUGUUAACCACUGAAGAACGAAAACAGUUAGGUCACCUUUGCAAACUGUUGAUUGAUCAUGGUCGGAUUGAAUAUUUACAGCAGAGAGGUUAUGAAGCUGUUUUGCAGUACUAUACAGACCUCAGUGUGUCGUUAGAAAAUGUCCUUUUGACAGCUGUGCCAUGUCAGUCUCCAAUACCCCCCUCAACUGCUUAAAAGUGAAAAAAUACUAUUGUUUACUAUUGUUAGACAAAUAAUUUAACAAGAAAACCAAGAAGUUCUAGAAUUUUAAGGUCCAGGAUUUUGCUUACCAAAUUUUUAUUCCUUUUACGAUCUCCUCUGGAACCAGAAGAAGAAAACAUCAGCUUAUUCUUCAGCAAUGAGAGAACAACUUGGCAUUUGUUACAGAGAACAUAAAUGUAGCUCAAUCUUUCUUUGCUUAAGAGAACUGUAAAGGCACAGUUGUUUUUUUCAUUUGUCAGCAGCAGUAUCUCCAAUAUCACUUUCCAUGUUUUCUGAAAAAGAAAUCCACAUGCCAAGAAACCUACAUUUAUGUUUUAAAAUAUCAUGGCCUUUUAUUUAUUAUUUUAUCUACCGGUAACUUCUUCCCUAUACCUUUUUGUAAACCCUUUUCUACAUGUUCUUAACUGCUUUUAAAUUCUGCCUUUGCAGAGGAAUAAAGCACUUAUACUGA